UCUCCUCCGUCACUUUGCAAUUGCUCGGUGUGAGCCCAUCUCUGGUCUGCUCAAGUAGGAUAGGAGGCAAAUACUGAGACUUCUGUCAAUUUUCCUCGAAUAUCCUGCCUUGGCCCUCGCCGUCACCUUGAUAGCCUCCAACAAUAACUCUCAGCGUUACGGCCUUGCUCUACCGUCCAGGACCGCGAGUUAGUUAAACAGCACCCGCCGACGGAUACGCAACACGGUAACGAGCACAAUGGGCGUCACAAGAACAACCCGCGUCGAGGGCACUGGACCUCAACCGGUCAGAGGACAGAUAGUCACAGUUGCCUACACCGGCUGGCUCAAGGAUACAAGCAAGCCGGGCAACAAGGGCCAAGAGUUUGACACAUCCGUUGGGAGAGAGGAUUUCGAGGUCGAAAUCGGGGUUGGGAAGCUUAUCCGAGGCUGGGACGUGGCAGUCUUGGACAUGAAGGUCGGCGAACAGGCAACAUUAGAUAUCACCAGCGACUACGGCUAUGGUGAAAAGGGCUUUCGAGGCCAUAUUCCCCCAAACGCAGACCUGAUUUUUGACGUGCAUCUCAAGGCCGUGAGAUAACCUGUUGUAACAACUGAGCAGUUGUUCUUGGGCGAAGUGCUCCGUAUUCCGGAUUAAGCAGGCCAAAGUCCAUGAAACUUGAAGCAUCCGAACUCCUAGAUG
Molecule: messenger RNA, 682 nt
Organism: Canariomyces notabilis
Lineage: Eukaryota; Fungi; Ascomycota; Sordariomycetes; Sordariales; Chaetomiaceae
Product: peptidyl-prolyl cis-trans isomerase
Exons: 8
Coding region: 239-580 (113 amino acids)
Biological process (GO): protein peptidyl-prolyl isomerization
Cellular component (GO): cytoplasm
Molecular function (GO): peptidyl-prolyl cis-trans isomerase activity
Source: RefSeq, a predicted model, not a curated record